This is a messenger RNA of Gastrolobium bilobum, 1152 nucleotides long. Its product is annotated as S-type anion channel SLAH4-like. Gene Ontology annotation, molecular function: voltage-gated monoatomic anion channel activity. NCBI's taxonomy places the organism in Eukaryota, Viridiplantae, Streptophyta, Magnoliopsida, Fabales, Fabaceae. The coding region runs from base 1 to 1152 and encodes 383 amino acids. Gene Ontology annotation, biological process: transmembrane transport; intracellular monoatomic ion homeostasis. The transcript is spliced from 2 exons. The record is from RefSeq and is a predicted model, not a curated record. Gene Ontology annotation, cellular component: membrane.
AUGGGAGACAGUGAUAAACAACCACAACCACAACCCCAUGUAGUAGUAGUACUACCAAUAGAUGUUCCAGUCACCAAAACUCAAUCAAAUUGCAAGUCUCAAAUCCAUAUCCAAUCUUUAUCAUCUUCUAUUCUGUCACAACUUCAUGCAGGGUACUUUAGGAUUAGUCUUUCUCUCACAAGCCAAGCCUUAUUAUGGAAGAACCUUAUUGAGCCAAUCCAAGAUGCACAUGCUCUUAGACGUGUAUUUUCAUUGAUACCCUCCACGGCUUUCACUCUUUUGUGGUGGCUGGCCUUAUUAACACUAGUCACACUCUCUUUUCUCUAUGUUCUAAGAUGUUUCUUUCACUUUAACAUGGUUAAGGAUGAGUUCUUAAACCAUGUAGGAGUAAAUUACUUGUUUGCUCCAUGGAUUUCUUGGCUAUUUUUACUAGAAUCAUCACCAUUCUUUCCCCCAACAACACUCUAUUACAAAAUACUUUGGUGGGUGUUUGUGGUUCCUGUGGUGAUGCUUGAUGUGAAGAUCUAUGGUCAGUGGUUUAUAAAAGGGAAGAGGUUUCUGUCAACUGUAGCAAAUCCAACAAAUCAGUUAUCUGUGAUUGGGAACUUGGUUGGAGCACAUGCUGCUGCACAAAUGGGUUGGAAGGAGAGUGCAAUAUUCAUGUUUUCUCUUGGUAUUGCACAUUACUUGGUGCUUUUUGUGACACUUUAUCAGAGAUUGCCAGGGAACAAUAACCUCCCUGCAAUGCUACGUCCAGUGUUCUUCUUGUUCUUUGCAGCACCAAGCAUGGCAAGUUUGGCUUGGGAUUCCAUUUGUGGCAAGUUUGACAGUGCAUCCAAGAUGCUGUUCUUCCUCUCACUCUUCCUUUUCAUGUCCCUGGUUUCAAGGCCUAUGCUAUUUAAGAAGUCGAUGAAGAAGUUCAAUGUGGCAUGGUGGGCUUAUUCUUUUCCUCUAACAACUCUGGCACUGGCUUCAACAGAGUAUGCACAAGAAGUUCAGGGAGCCGUGGCUCAUGUUAUUAUGUUAGUAUUAUCAUCGCUCUCAGUUUUGGUGUCUCUGAUCUUAAUGAUUAUCACUGCUCUCAACACUAGCAUGCACUUACCUGCGCACAACCUUGAUUCAAAACAGAAAAGCAAUUGUGCAGCAACAUGA